AUGGUCGCUGACACCAGCUACUAUGAUGCCUUGGGCGUCCCGCCGACGGCUACCGAGCUGGAGAUCAAGAAGGCCUACCGCAAGCUUGCUAUCGUCACUCACCCUGACAAGAACCCCGGCGAUGAGACCGCUCAUGAGCGAUUCCAGGCGAUCGGUGAAGCCUACCAAGUUCUGAGCAACGAAGAUCUGCGCAAGCGAUAUGACAAGUUUGGCAAGGAAGAUGCAGUGCCCGGUGGCGGUUUCGAGGAUCCUUCGGAGUUCUUCAGCAUGAUAUUCGGUGGCGAAGCUUUUGUCGAUCUCAUCGGAGAGAUCUCCCUCAUGAAAGACCUGACCGCGACAAUGGAUAUUACGAUGCAAGAGAUGGAGGAGGAAGAACUGGCCGAGUCUGCCGAACAGAAGCUCAACAUUCACGAUGAGGAGGUCAAGGCCGCUGGUGGUGAGCCUUCUGCCGCCUCCUCCUCCAAGGCUGCAGAGGCUGCCGCUGAGGCUUCGGGCCACGAGGCACACGCUCCGCCACCCGCCUACGGCGAGGCAACUGCUCAGAGCUCUGGAACGAGCACCCCCCGACGCUACUUGGGACAGCAGGCUCUGAUGGACAAGUCGGAGGAGGAGGCUCGCAUGGAGGCAGCUGGCCUGUCACAGGAGGAGAAGGAGCUUCGCAAGAAGGAGAAGAAGAAGGGUUUGUCCAAGGAGCAGCAGGAGCGUCUUGCUGCAUUCGAGGAGGAGCGGAGAAAGGCUCGCGAGGAGCGUGUCAACACCUUGGCCAACAAGCUGAUUGACCGUCUCAGCGUGUGGACCGAGACUGACAAGGGCAAGGACGUGACGCACGCCUUUGAGGAGAAGAUCCGCCUUGAGGUUGAGAACUUGAAGAUGGAGUCGUUUGGUCUGGAGAUCCUGCAUGCUGUUGGUGCUACGUAUGUGCAAAAGGGCACCUCGUUCCUCAAGUCGCAAAAGUUCCUGGGUAUCUCUGGUUUCUUCUCCCGGCUCAAGGAUAAGGGUACGCUGGCCAAGGAGACCUGGACUACCAUUUCCACUGCCAUUGAUGCGCAGAUGACCAUGGAGGAGAUGGCCAAGCUGGAGGAGCGUGGUGGUGAGGACUGGACGGAUGAGAAGAAGGCCGAGUACGAGAAGAAGGUCACCGGUAAGAUUCUUGCAGCGGCCUGGCGCGGCAGCAAGUUCGAGAUCCAGAGCGUUUUGCGCGAGGUCUGCGACCAGAUCCUGGGCGACAAGCGGAUUCGCCUGGAGAAGCGCGUGGAGCGUGCUCACGCUCUGGUGCUCGCUGGUAACAUCUAUGCUAAGGCCGAGCGUGACCCCGAGGAAGAGGGUGACUACAUGGCCUUUGAGCAGCUGAUGGCGGAAGCGAUGCAAAAGAAGGGCAAGGAUGAGAAGAAAAAGAAGAAGUCCAAGCACGGCCACGAAUCCCCGGAGACAUCGCCCGUGGACAAGGCUACUGCUGCUUAG
Molecule: messenger RNA, 1461 nt
Organism: Penicillium cataractarum
Lineage: Eukaryota; Fungi; Ascomycota; Eurotiomycetes; Eurotiales; Aspergillaceae
Product: DnaJ domain protein
Exons: 5
Coding region: 1-1461 (486 amino acids)
Biological process (GO): protein import into peroxisome matrix
Cellular component (GO): cytosol
Source: RefSeq, a predicted model, not a curated record